Molecule: messenger RNA, 2814 nt
Organism: Pyrgilauda ruficollis (rufous-necked snowfinch)
Lineage: Eukaryota; Metazoa; Chordata; Aves; Passeriformes; Passeridae
Gene: ICOSLG
Product: inducible T cell costimulator ligand
Exons: 7
Coding region: 1-993 (330 amino acids)
Source: RefSeq, a predicted model, not a curated record
AUGAGAACUCUGGGGGAAGGGAGCCAGCUGAACCUGGGUAGUGUGGCCUCUCACACCUCUUUGUGCUUGCAAAGAUACGGAUUUCUGUUACUGCUCCUUCUUAUCAAAACUGUUACUGCACCAGGGAAGAAGAACAUCAUCAGUAAACUUGGAGACAACGUCACACUAAGUUGCAUUUAUAACGAAAAAAAACCCUUGCAAUUAAAACAUCUACGGGUAUAUUGGCAAAUAGCUGAUGAUUCCUACCAAGAAAAGUGUUCAGUUGUACAUGCACUGAUCUCUGGCCGAGAUGAUAACAGUAAUCAGUGUAUUCGCUUUAAAGACAGGACUCAGUUAUUCUGGGAUAGGUUGGAAAAUGGUGAUUUUUCUCUGCUAUUGCUAAAUGUCAGCCAGAGUGAUGCACAUACAUACAAAUGCAUAGUGCAGGAGAAAACUGAACUUGCCAAAGUGAUUCACCAGGCAGAAGUGGUUCUCAGCUUAGCCGCGAGUUACAGCCAACCAAUACUCAGUGGACCAAUAAGAAACAGUGACAGCACUGGAGAGGAGGUGACCUUUUACUGCAGGUCUGGCAAUGGAUACCCAAAGCCCAAUGUUUACUGGAUCAAUAAAGUGAACAACAGUCACCUGAAUUCAUCACAAACAGAGAUCAUACCCCACAAUGAUGGCACUUUCAGUGUUUUCAGCACGCUGAAGGUGAAAGCCACUUCCAACAUGCAAAUAGAGUGCUCCAUAGAAAAUGAGAUGCUGCAGGAAAAUCUGUCAGCCAACUACACGCAGCAGAAGAAAAGCAGUGGUCCUGGCACAGAAAGUGAAAAAAAAACAGAAAAAAAAGGACGAGGUGCUCAAGCAGCUGGCAUCAUUAGUAUUGUCUUUGUGAUAGGUAUUCUAACUGGUUUAAUCUGCUGGCUGUGGAGAAGGAGGUCCUCUAAUCUAGUGUCCUAUAAAGAUGUCCAACAAAGAGAAGACCAAGGAGGACUCAGCUCACCUGCCUAAAUGGAAGGUCUGCCAACAAUUUGGACAGCUGGAGAUGUGUCAAGAGAAGCAUCACUCCCUCAGUGGCAGCAUUGUUUGUAGUACAAGUGACAGACUUCUGCCAAGAGAAAUGGCAAAAAAAAAAAAAAAAGCUUCUAGAACACAAGAGAGAGGAAAAUCUGCUGGAUUUUCAUUCCAGCCACUGACUGUGUCCACAGAACAGUUGUGUCAGCACUCCAGCUCAGAACUUUGGACAGUCCUCUGUGAUUGUCAGUGAUUUGGGCACCUGUACCGGGGAAAGGAGAAAGCCUGGGACUCAGCUGCUCUGUGCCAGACCACUGGAAGCUGGUGACUGUCCAGCCUCUCAUCACAAUCCUUGAGGACUGUCAGGAGCAGAGGCAGCCACAUUCAGGAGGAUGGGACUUUCUUGCUGUCACCUUUCCCUGAGGAUGGCUACUGCAUGUGAAGAAAGGCAGCUAAAACCAAGAAAGAAAACUGAAAGGGUCUGCAGAGUGAGAUUUGUGACCUCUUCCAUGUUGCUCUCUCUCUAGACUACAAUCCUUUCAUUGUCUCUUUUCACCAGCUGCUACUGUGUACAGAACCAGGCAGAACACUUUGACCCAGUCCUCCAAAAACAGGAGUUGCUCUAAUGGGAUCAAAUACUGAAUGUGUUAUCAUAAGGGAAGGUGCCUUCUUUAAGCCUUGAUAGCAAUAUUUUGGUUUCUACCAAAUAUUCCACCAAAAAAGGGGACUUCCACUUUCAACAGGAGCCAGCUGUGAGAAAAAACAGGCUGUGGAAAUCUGACCAAUUAAAAAUAGUGCUCUCUGCUAUGUGACUGUCAUGUUACCUGGACUUACCCUUCUCAGGAUGGAACAAAAACUGUGGUUGAGCUCUGCUUGAUUCAACUGAAUCUUUUUUAAGCACCUUCCUGUGGCUUCCAGGGAGGAUUUUAAACUGAAGUUUUAAACUAAACUUGAGCUUGUGUCUCAUCCUAGCAUGCACCCAACAAAACAAAAAAAGAACAAAAAACACAUUCUAUCAGUGUGUUGUCCAUGAAUAUCCAGAAAGCCAAAAACUGCAUUUUCCUUGUGCCAGUGCAUGUGCCUUGCUGUUUCAGACCCAAGUCAGCCAAACUGAGUGGCUGAAAAUAGCAAAACAGUAAAAUUUGCUGAUAAUAUGAAAUUUUGAAGGAGGAGGAAUUUUUACUAGCUGUCUUUCCCAGAUGGGACAGUUUCCCCAUCUUGUCAUGGGCAGAUGGAGAUUGUUAUUUUAAAUUGAGCUCUGGAAACACUUGACCUCUCCUGCACGAGUUGCUAGACUAAAAUUGUAUGAUUUUUGUGAAUAAAUCAGAGCCUUGUUUGUUCUUGCUCUGUGUGUAAGAGGCACUCCAGUAUCAACUGAGCUCAGACACUGAUUUUUCAUAUGAAGAUCAGCUUUCAAUUUCCAGCCGAGUGAAAAUUCUGUUGUACUCACAUCAUGUGGAAGCAGGACCAUCUGGCAAUAGUGCAGCAGUUAGUUUUUGUCAAAGCAAUACCCCCAGGGAAGCUCCCAGCUGAGUUGCUGUGCUUUCCACUUUUAUAUUCUGCAACUGUAAUGGUUCAAAGAUAUAAGUGACCUAGCAGUGACUCUGCAGUAGGGUAUUGAAACAAAUUUAGACUGGUUUUGUUACUUCUGGGCUACUUCAUGGAUACACCUAAAUACAAAAGCCUUUUCUUGCAAAAUCUGUGCUUUCAUUUAGCUUAGGGUUCCAGCUAUUCCUAGAGGUCAAUAAAUCCUAGAUAACAUUCAAAGGACUUGGGAAUUUUGUAAUAACAUUUUUUUUGUCUUCACUUGCCAUGUUU